Molecule: messenger RNA, 513 nt
Organism: Anthostomella pinea
Lineage: Eukaryota; Fungi; Ascomycota; Sordariomycetes; Xylariales; Xylariaceae
Source: the annotation of a GenBank genome assembly
AUGCUAUUCUUCAAAGUCCUUGCGGCCUUGGCGUCAUUGCCACGGGCGCUGGGCGUCGCGGACUUACUUCUGAUAAAACCUGUCAGUGGAGCAUAUUAUACAGCGACCGUAGACUACCAGCAAGCCAUCGCGCUUGGUUUUACCGUCGAUGCAGUCAAUACCACACAAUGGCUUGCUAUGACCACCAGUGCCUUCUCCCAAUACAAGUCUCUAGUGGUGAACCCCUAUGGAGUCGCCAGUGGUGGUGAUUUCUCCUCCUUCAAGUUCCUCAUCGACUCCAAAGCACGAUGGGCCCCCGCGGUAACGGGAAAUAUGAUUAUAGUCGGAACCGAUCCCGGGAAUCACGGGAGGACCAUUCCAGGCGCCGCGGCUUUGAUAUCACACAGCGUCAACUUUACUGCCCGUGGAAGCGGCCCAGGGUUUUAUUUGCAGAUGCCCAGCACCGGUGGCGACGCCACUGUAGGCACCAAGGUCGAUCCUCUUGAUUACUUUGGGCGCUUCAUGUAUCGAACU